AUGGAUGCUCAGGUGACUGACCCUUCAGGACUGCAACAAAAGAACUGAAGCUGCGGGAGCGAGCUGGCUGGUGCUGUGCGGAGCUCUGGUGCAGAAGGCCCUCACCAGGGGUGCCCAGAGCCAGGGUCUGUGCCCCGCGGGCUGGGUCCAGGUCACAGGCGCUGGGUGAACAGAAUGAGAAGACGAAGUGAGGAUGUACUCGUUAGAUGCUCAUGAAAGGCCUUCUUCCCCUUGGUUCGGAACGACCCCCCGGAAACUAGUCCCAGGCCGCACCUGGAUUCAGCCGCAGGCAAUUCAGAGGAGCACGAGCCCAGGGGCCUCGGGAGGGCUUCGGUGGUUAGGAGCGGGGUGAAGGGAGACUCGGGAGGGCCGCGGGUAGGUGCAGCUCUAAGCGCCCUACAGCUUGCAUGGAAACGCAACAGAGACUUCCCUUUUGCACUGUCUGCGGGGACAACUGUUCCAGCCCGGGGACAAGGGGACGCUGUGCUGUGGGGAAAGCCCGGGUGGCAGGAGGUGGCGGGGCUCCUGGAGGAGGUGCUGGGAUGCGCUGCUGUGGCUGCUGAGAAAGGUCCUGAGGACGCAGCCCGCCCCUUCCAAGCUUCGAGGGAGCCCCGCGGGGAGGACCGGCAGGGUCUCUGGGAGGGUGGAACAGGGGAGCCUGGAGUCUCAGGGCUGAGGGGAGGAGAGUCGUUCUGUGUGGUGAGCGUCCCACCCAGCCUGCCCUCCCUGCUCACUGCGGGGUCGCGCACCUGCUCUGCUACGGGCCUCCCCUCAGCCCUGGCCUCCAGGCAGUUUCCUUUCUCAGGUAGAUUGUGUGCGACUUCAUUUAUUCAGAAUCUGGAUCAACAAAUGAACACUCAGGGAGGAAAGGGGUGUUUGGGGGGGUGGAGAGGUUUCCAAGCAGGCGCCCACCUGAGGGCCCCCUGA
Messenger RNA from Piliocolobus tephrosceles (Ugandan red Colobus), 927 nucleotides. RefSeq lists its product as uncharacterized. NCBI's taxonomy places the organism in Eukaryota, Metazoa, Chordata, Mammalia, Primates, Cercopithecidae. The record is from RefSeq and is a predicted model, not a curated record.